Erythranthe guttata (spotted monkey flower) is the source of this 1107-nucleotide messenger RNA. The record is from RefSeq and is a predicted model, not a curated record. Lineage: Eukaryota; Viridiplantae; Streptophyta; Magnoliopsida; Lamiales; Phrymaceae.
GUAACCGCAAUUUCACUCUCCUCAAAAUCACCAUUUUCUCGCCUUAAUUCUAAUCCACUGAAGCUCUCACCACCCAGGUUGAAUAAAAAAGUUUUUACUGCUGUUUCCGAAGAAAAAGUAGUGGAGUCUAGUGUUUCUGGUACUGGUGAUGCUUUCAAGCUCACUUAUUUGGAGGGGAAUAGUUGGUUAUGGCAAAUCGGAGGGGCGAAUAUAUUGGUCGAUCCAAUCUUGGUUGGGAAUCUAGACUUUGGAAUUCCUUGGCUGUAUGAUGCUGCAAAGAGGUUUUUGAAAAAUUUCAAGCUUGAUAAUCUUCCUGAAAUCGACUGCUUACUGAUUACGCAAAGCCUCGACGACCAUUGUCACCUGAAGACGUUGAAGCCGCUUUCUCAAAAGUUGCCGAAUCUCAGAGUUAUUUCGACUCCUAAUGCUAAAUCGCUUUUGGAUCCUCUGUUCAACAAUGUUACAUAUCUAGAACCGGGUCAAAGCUCGGAUAUCCAAGUCAGCAACGGUACUUUAGUUAACGUUCGAGCUACUCCAGGCCCAGUUUUAGGUCCACCGUGGCAACGUCCGGAGAACGGUUAUAUUGUCACCUCUCCUAACCGCCAGCUGUCACUAUACUACGAACCCCACUGUGUGUACGAUGAGAAUUUAUUGGAGAAAGAAAAGGCCGACAUAGUUAUCACGCCUGUUAUAAAGCAACUCCUUCCAGGUUUCACUUUGGUAUCUGGGCAGGAUGAUGCAGUUCGACUAGCUAAGUUGCUGCAAGCCAAGUUUGUUGUGUCAAUGAGAAACGGGGAACUUGACGGCAAAGGGCUUCUUUCUGUUAUUGUUAAGGCCGAAGGGACCAUGGAAUAUUUCAAGGAAAUGUUAUCGAAAGAAGUACCAGAUUCGAAAAUUCUAGAGCCUACGCCUGGAGUACCGCUCGAAGUUCCUCCACCUGCGGAUCACAACAGUUCGUAAUGCACAAAACCUUGAAGUAAUUACUAAAAAUUAUAUUCUUUAUAUACAUGUAUAUUGUAUACAUAUACUACGACAUAUAAAGAAUGAGUGUGAUCAAUUCGGACGUAUUAUAGAAAUUAUCGCUGAAACAGAUAAAAACGCAAUUGU